AUGGGUCUGAAAUUGAUGAAUAUCCUGACGAUACUUGUGCUCUCAUGGUUUGCAUCUGCAACUACAUCCCAAGCUGAUGUGUUUGAUGUGACUAGUUCAAUAUAUGGCGGAAAGCCCGGCUAUGAUAUUGCAGAGGGUUUGGCAAAUGCAUGGAGAGAUGCAUGUUCAUCAGAGUCGGCAAGUAAGGUUGUUGUUCCGAGCGGUACGUACAAGUUGAAAGAAGCAAUAUUUGAAGGUCCUUGCAAGGCUCCGAUUGAGGUUCACAUCCAAGGAACACUGCAGGCUCCGAAAGACCCAAGUUCAGAUGUUUGGGUGACUUUUAGCUUGAUUAACAUGCUCACACUAUCCGGCGGUGGAACCUUCGACGGCCAAGGAGCACAUGGUUCAAAACGCAGUGAUUUCAGGGACAUUAAAUUCUCCUCCAUCACCAAUUCCAUAGUCAAGAACAUAACUUCACUCAACAGCAAGAAAUUCCACAUUAGUGUUACCGAGUGCACCAAUGUUGUGUUCGACCACCUUACGAUUACAUCACCUACAGACGAUGCUAACACUGAUGGAAUCGACAUUGGGAGUUCGAAAGGGAUCAAUGUCACUCACACAAACAUUGCAACAGGAGAUGAUUGUAUUGCCGUUAGUGAGGGCACCAACCAGCUCCUAGUGACUGGCGUUACUUGCGGACCAGGCCACGGCAUAAGCAUAGGAAGUCUUGGACAGAAGCCUGAUGAACAACCUGUUGUCGGAGUCACAGUCAUGAACUGCACCCUUGUUGGCACAACCAAUGGUGCGAGAAUAAAGACAUGGCCUGAUUCUCCUGGUGCAAGUACCGCCUCCGAUAUAGUCUUUGAGGAUAUUGUAAUGGUAAAUGUCGAGAAUCCUAUCAUCAUUGAUCAAAACUACUGCUCAGGAGAAGAUGAUGAUAGAUGCAAACAGAAUAUUCCAUCGACAGUUCAGAUCAGAAAUGUGAGAUUCAAGAACAUUAGAGGCUCGUCUGCAACUCCAAUUGCUGUAAACCUUGCAUGUAGUCCUAGUGUGCCAUGCCAGAAUGUGGAACUAGAAGAUGUUGAUCUCACAUACAGUGGCGACGAAGGCUCCCUCUCAUCUCAAUGUAUCAAUGUCAGGCCUAGAAUUACUCGCGUCACAGAAGCUCUUGCUUGUGCUAAUGUGCCAGGCUUACCAUCGGAUAAUUCACCUCCUCCACCGUUAUACGAUUAUCAAUCACCUAUGAUAUACACUGGCGCACUAGACAAUAGCAGUUGUUCGUGGCCAAGAGCAUCGGUCAUGGUGUAUCUGCUAAUUUCAGGUCUGGGUGUGAGACUGUUGCAACGGUUGCUGUAG
Molecule: messenger RNA, 1335 nt
Organism: Fragaria vesca subsp. vesca
Lineage: Eukaryota; Viridiplantae; Streptophyta; Magnoliopsida; Rosales; Rosaceae
Product: polygalacturonase-like
Exons: 2
Coding region: 1-1335 (444 amino acids)
Biological process (GO): carbohydrate metabolic process
Molecular function (GO): polygalacturonase activity
Source: RefSeq, a predicted model, not a curated record